Molecule: messenger RNA, 6676 nt
Organism: Micropterus salmoides (largemouth bass)
Lineage: Eukaryota; Metazoa; Chordata; Actinopteri; Centrarchiformes; Centrarchidae
Gene: canx
Product: calnexin
Exons: 15
Coding region: 153-2012 (619 amino acids)
Biological process (GO): protein folding
Cellular component (GO): endoplasmic reticulum membrane; endoplasmic reticulum
Molecular function (GO): calcium ion binding
Source: RefSeq, a predicted model, not a curated record
GACCAAUUAGCCCUUGACAGUUGACAGGAAACGCAAAGUAUUUGGCCUCGGUGACCAAUCAGCGACAGCGGACGGUCGGUUUGUGCCGUCCGUUAUCCCCACGUGACCCUCCUCAGUAGUUCCCAGGCGGUCACAUCGGCAACCCGGAGACUAUGGAUCAGAGGGUUGGGUUAUUCGUUCUUCUGGCAGCAGGCCUCCUCUGCCUCAGCUUGGCCCCCGUCUCUCAGGCCGAGGACCUGGUUGAGGACAGUCUGGGCGACGACGUGGACGUGGAGGACGAGCUGGAUCUGGGUUUGGCCGGAGCUGACGAGGACGAGCUGGAGGGGGACGCCCAAGAUGAAGCGCCACCUGCACCCAAAACUCCUGCUGCACCCAAGGUGACCUACAAGGCUCCAGAGCCGAUGGGGGAACAUUUCAUCGCUGAGUCUUUUGACCGGGGGACGCUUGACGGCUGGGUGCUGUCCAGCGCCAAGAAGGAGGACACCGAUGAAGACAUCGCAAAGUAUGACGGUAAAUGGGCGGUGGAGGAGAUGAAGGACAGUAAGCUGCCUGGUGAUAAAGGUCUGGUCCUGAAGUCUCGAGCCAAACAUCACGCCAUCUCGGCCCAGCUGCUGCGACCUUUCACCUUCGACACCAAGCCCCUCAUCGUCCAGUACGAGGUGAACUUCCAGGCAGGGAUCGACUGCGGCGGCGCCUACGUCAAGCUGCUGACCCAGACUCCUGACCUCAACCUGGACCACUUUGUGGAUAAAACUCCGUACACCAUCAUGUUUGGACCCGACAAAUGUGGAGAAGAUUACAAGCUGCACUUCAUCUUCAGACACAAAAACCCCAAAACAGGAGAGUACGAAGAGAAGCACGCCAAGAAACCCGACGCCGACCUGAGGACGUACUACACCGACAAGAAAACACACCUGUACACGCUAGUGGUGAACCCUGACAACACCUUCGAGGUGCUGGUGGAUCAGACGUUGGUGAACAGCGGCAGCCUGCUGACAGACAUGACCCCCCCUGUGAACCCCCCCGCUGAGAUCGAGGACCCCGACGACCAGAAGCCAGAGGACUGGGACGAGAGGCCCAAGAUCCAGGACCCCGCCGCCACCAAGCCCGAAGACUGGGAUGAUGAUGCUCCUGCUCAGAUUCCAGAUGAAGACGCAGUGAAACCCGACGGCUGGUUGGACGACGAGCCGGAGUACAUCGGAGACCCCGACGCCGUCAAACCCGAAGACUGGGACGAGGACAUGGACGGCGAAUGGGAGGCUCCUCAGGUCGCUAACCCCGCCUGCGAGACCGCCCCCGGCUGCGGCGCCUGGAAAAGGCCGAUGAUCGACAACCCCAACUACAAGGGCAAGUGGAAGCCCCCCAUGAUCGACAACCCCAACUACCAGGGCGUCUGGAAGCCGAGGAAGAUCCCCAACCCGGCGUUCUUCGAGGACCAGCACCCGUUCAGGAUGACUCCGUUCAGCGCCAUCGGGCUGGAGCUCUGGUCCAUGACCUCAGACAUCUUCUUUGACAACUUCUUCAUCACAGACGACCGCAACGCCGCUGACCGCUGGGCCAACGACGGCUGGGGGCUGAAGAAGGCUGCAGAGGGCGCCGCUGAGCCCGGUCUGGCAGCUCAGAUGUUGAACGCUGCAGAGGAGCGUCCGUGGCUCUGGGUCGUCUACGUCCUCACCGUGGCUUUACCGCUCGUCCUCAUCAUCGUCUUCUGCUGCACCGGAAAGAAGAAGAGCCCAGCGACGCCGGCAGCAGAGUACAAGAAGACCGACGAAGCUCAGCCCGACGUGAAGGAGGAGGAGGAGGAGGAGGAGGUGGAAGAGGAGGAGGAAGAGGAGGCUGUAGAGGCAGAGAAGAGCAGUCCAGCUGCAGAAGAGAAGAGCGAUGGAGAAGAAAGUCCUGCAGAAAAAGAGGAAGCGGAGAAGGAGGAAGAGAAGGAGGCGACGGAUGAUGGCGAGAAGCUGGAGGACGACGUUCUGCGGAGAUCCCCCAGGAACCGGGUCAGAAGGGACUGAAAUCUCUGAAUCCACAGCCCUGACCUCGACCCCUCCCUCCUUACCUCCCCCUCCUCUCCUUCCCUAAAACUCCUCCCUUCUCCUCCUCACGUCCUCCUCCUCUGCUCCGAGGCGACGACGCCUAAAUGGAACCCGUGGAAGCAGCGAAGCCGACAGGAAACCAAUCAAGCCCUCCGAUAUGGACGCCUGAUGAAGAUGAUUCCAGUAUGAACCGGACUGACUUAGUGUGAUUAAAGGAUUUUUGUUUUUUUGAAAGAGAUUAUCUAAAAAACCUUCCUGCAUCAUUCCUUAACAACACCUGAGCAGACUCGAACCCACGGGAUCUACGCGUCCCGUCCGAUCCACCGCCACCCUGAGCUAGCAAGUGCCCCGCCCCCCUACCAACAGCCUGCUAAUUGGCCCACAGCAGCUCGCUAAUUAGCCUCCUGACAGACACGCAUGUUGCUAUCACAAUCUGACGUAGCAUGAUCCUGUUUGGGCGGCUAACAGACUUAGCUAAUAACAAACCAACAGGAUGCUAAUGAGGCAGGAUAACCAUCAAAAAAACCAACUUAUUAGCCUAGUGACAGGCAGAGUUUGGCUAGCAACAGUCUGAUGUCGCCAUCUUCCUGCUCGGGCUACCUACUGUCUGCUAAUUAGCCAACUAUCAGGGUGCUUAUUAAGCUAACAGUAGUCUGGAAGUCACCAACCAAAAGUCUUGCCAGUUAGCUGCUAAUUAGCCCACAAAGCUGAGUCAUUAGGGAGUUUGUAAAAUUAUCCUAUAAAAUGGUGGUUGAAUGAAUCUACCAAAAGUGUUUUAGCUUGCUAAUUAGCUCCUGAGCAACUAGGUAGUACAUUUGGCUACUUGUACUACAGUGUUUUUAAAGUAGCAUCAGUACUAUCAUCAUACUUAAACCUACAAACAGUCUAAUUAGCCUAACAGCGAGGGCUGCUAACAAGCCUGCAAAUAAUGCAGUCUACUUAUCAACAACUAGCAAACAUUAGCCUGCUAAAAAGCUAAUUCACCUACUAACAGCUGAUUCAUUAGCCUUCAGCCAGCUAGCGUCGUAGAGUAGCCCACAAGGUAAAGGUGUGACGCAGCAGGCGACGAGUAGAGACAAUGAAGUGGGAACACUCCAGCUGCCACCGUUUCUUCCUUUUUCAUCUAAUUCUGUCAUUUUAAGUGUUUUUUGUUCUGAAGCUCCACGUUGGCACCACCACGAACACACAGCGCUCAUGUUUUACUGUCCUGAAGGCGGCGGCGGGGGGGUCAGAGGUCAGCCUGAGCGGUACAGGUGAGCGACAGGUGUUUGUUACCUGGUUUCUGGCAGCAGCAGACUCCAAAGUCCAGUUUAAACCCAUGUACCCCUCAGCACGAAAAGCUUGUAUCUCCAGUUGUUGAGACAGGCUCGUGACACUUUGAGAUACGAGGUUUUCACUCUCCUGUAGUCCCAUUAUAUUUUCUGCGUGAGGUCGGUCCGAACAAACGCGACGGCGGCUCGUUAGCUCCUUUUGUCCCUGAGUUCAGUCUCCCAGGCAGAAUUAUGUUUUGAUAAGCAAACUAUUCUUGUUCCUUCCUGUUCACGUUCCUUCGCUCGAUAAGACGAGCUGCUGUCGCCUUCGCUCGGACUUCAGACGUGUCGCGUCGGCAGGUGGACAGACACUCGGUCCCUCUUUCAUCAAACCCCAUAUGAAAAGAAAAAGGCACUACGGGAAAAACUCAGGCGCUUAAACUCACACCUGUCCACCUGCGGCGCCGCCAAAACCUCCACCAAUCAGACGCCGCCUUCCUCCUCCUCCUGCUGUAAAUGGAUCCUGAAUGUCAGAGUUUCGCCCCAUGUUUUUAAGAGACGGCACUUGUGUGAAAUUCAUUCGUGACUUUGGAAAAAAUAUCAUUUGACAAAAACUCAACUCAAAGUCUGUCGACUAAACUCCAGAGCUUCCAGCUGCAUCUCGUGGCGUUUAAAUCUGUGACGAGAGAUCAGCUGAGCAAACUUUAAUCCUCUGAUGAAGCCCGUGAGAUGAGGGCGAAAGACAAAGUUUAUUAAAUGUAUUUAACUUUAAAUUAGUUUUGGCGGAGUCGUCUGCUGCUGCCUGGCCACUUCCUGUUGGGGGCGGCUGCGGGUCACAUGACCUCAGGUACAGGCUGAGAAAUGGCCGCCAGUCACGCCUGAAAGCAGUGUUGUGUUCCGUUUGUCCGUUCGUCCAGCUGUCGACCCAGAGGUACCUCAGCGAUGUUGGCGACACCCUGAGCUUCCUUCUAGCGCCGCCGUCAGGACUUUGCACGCCAUAUUUCCUGUCCACUCGUGGUAAAACUCACGCAAGGAAGUCGUGAUGAUGAGAAAUAAUCCCACACAUCUGUGAAGAUGCGACCGUGGGUUCGGUGUCCUCAUUGUUGUGUUCGUCAUGAAAUGGGAUUGUUGACGCUGAAGAGACGAGCGCCGCUGUACAGUACGAGAGUUCAUCGCCUUUUUAAGAAGUCGGUGUUGAAACAUUCGUCCCGUCUUGUUCUCCUCGAAGUGACUGUUACGUGUUUGUCUUUUUGUCCUCGCUGUACCAAACUUCAGUUUUCCAGAACGUUUAAACAGCUGAAAAUACGUCGUCUGUCAAAAAGUCUGUUUUAAAUACAGGUGGCUCUUCUCACCUAUCAUGAGCGAGCUCUGCCGUGAUUGGCCGCCACGUGUGAUGAGUUUUAAAGAGUCUGUUUGUGGGUUCAGAUUUCGGGGCCUCGAGGCGAACUGGGGGUGCCUGCCUCCAUGUCAGGUGACCUUUUAACCUUAUUUUUGCUCUUGGAGUGAAGUCGGGUUCAGGCUGCUUUGUUUGUGUUUUUUAGUCUUUGUUUUCCUCCUGUGCCGUCGCUCUAAAGCUGAAGAGUAAGAACACGACGCUUCAGGACACAGUGAACGUCUCGCUCGCCCUCCCUCCCUCCCGUUUUCCUUUUUAGUCUCAGAUUAUGUUCUUCUCCCUGAAGCUGCCUCGCUAACAGACUGUAGACUGAACACUGUACCUGCUGGUGAAACUUUACACGACUCUGUAACGCUGUACUUGUUUUUUUUUUGUUUUUUUGUUGACAUUGUGUUUGAACUAAACCCUAAACUGUUGGCCCGGCCUGUUUCUGAUGUGCACACUAUGUAGAGAGGUGGACCUGCCGACGCGCCGCGCCAGGGUCCAGCUUCGAAAUGAAAUACUGUGAUGACGGAGGCCGAUGUGUGUGUGGACAUGCAGUCAACGUUUGUUUUGAUGAAUAAAAAGGCCAAAUGGAAACUGAAGACGACGCUGCAGCUUCUUAUUAACGUGUUUUUCAUUGAGUGUAUUUGUUGGUGCGGACGUUUUAAAAUCAGGGAGUUUUGCAGGUUAACUUCAGGUGGAAGAAGUAUACAUAUUUACUUGAGUAAAAGUAUCAGUACUGCUCUGUAAAAUACUCUGGUGCAAGUUAAAGUCCUGCAUUCACAUAAGCAAAAGAAAAGUAUCAACAGCUAAAUGUAUAAAAGUACUUGUCGGGCAGAAUGGUGUCUGGCGAGUAUUUCAACGUGAUGGUACUUUGUACUUGUACGUUACAUUAGUCUGACAGUGUAGGUGACGUGUCCCCACCACUUAUAUAAAAUAGGCUACGAGCAGAAAUGUUAACCAACCUAGGACUUAGGUUUGGGGAGGAGAGCUGGUCUGACGCCCUGGACUCGGUAGGGAAGGUUUUUCUUUGUACUGGACUCACUUCACAGGCUUCAGUGCCCCAACUUCUCAACAUUGUCGACCCAAAAAUCUCUCCCCUAUGUAUCGAAUGCAAAACGGACAUUGGCUCCUACUUUCGCUGGAAGUGUCCCCUCAUCUCUACAUUUUUGCGACGGGGUAGCAAGAGAACUUGGCAAGAUUUUGAACAACAAUAUGAACAAGGAGCCCGGCCUGUUUUUUUUUUUUUUUUCCCCAGUGGAUCUAGUCUAGGCCGCCACCUGCGCACCAGUGGAAAGGGAGCGACUGAAUGCCGUCUUGAAGGGCAACGAAAGCCCCUCUGACAGGCUGUGGCAGCCCUUUCUUGACUACAUCCCACUCACAGAAAAAGGUGUGGAACCCUCCUGGUGGCCCCUGGAGGGAAGACUGUUUAAGGCUGUUUCCCUUUGCGCUCCCACUGUCUUCAUUCUUGUUUUUAUUUUACUCCACAUUUUAGAUUAUCUUGUCUGUGCUUAUUCAUGACGUGAUGCUGUCCAUUCUUCUUCUUUGUCUGUUCCUUUGGAAAAUUCAAUAAAACAUUUAUCAAAAAAGAAAAAUGUUAACCAACAAAUCAAGUUCAUUUGCACAAUAAGAAAACACGUAAUGCAGUUUAAAAUAUAGAAGAAACAAAUUGGUCAAAGAAAAGUAACUUAAGCGAACAAACAAGUUAUCGGUAACUAUAUUACGGAUUUUUACAUUUUGAACACCACCUGAAUUUUAUUUUUUUCCCGGAACAUUUUCACCAUAUAUUGGUUCAGAAAAUUUCUCUCGAAUGAAGGAAAUUAAGUGUUUAAUGAUCAAAAUCUUCUGGGGGGGGCUCAUAUAUCCUGUGAACCUAAUAUUGUGCAUCUGACUGACUGAGUACAUCAAACAUGUGCAGAAAGACACGUUUCACAUUGAAAUACUUCAUGUUCACACAAAGUACCUGCAUCACUCUGUAUAAGAUUUUCUUCUCUAUUAUUAAAAUACCUUUUACUGUC